Messenger RNA from Brassica rapa (field mustard), 997 nucleotides. Its product is annotated as elongation factor 1-delta 1. Gene Ontology annotation, biological process: translational elongation. Gene Ontology annotation, cellular component: eukaryotic translation elongation factor 1 complex; cytosol. Lineage: Eukaryota; Viridiplantae; Streptophyta; Magnoliopsida; Brassicales; Brassicaceae. The record is from RefSeq and is a predicted model, not a curated record. Gene Ontology annotation, molecular function: guanyl-nucleotide exchange factor activity; translation elongation factor activity.
AAAACCUAGAGGCGUUAUAUACAUUCCAGCAUCCCUCGUCCGCCUCACUCAAUCUUCUUCAAGUCCUCCCUUGCAACUCCAGUGAAAAAAUAGACUCGAGCUUUAGAAACACAAUGGCAGCUUUCCCAAACCUUAACUCUGAUUCCGGAUUGAAGAAGCUCGAUGAGCAUCUCCUCACACGCAGUUACAUCACUGGGUACCAGGCUUCAAAGGAUGACAUCACUGUCUUCACAGCACUUGCAAAGCCCCCAUCUUCACAGUAUGUCAACGCUUCUCGUUGGUACAACCACAUCGAUGCCCUCCUGAGGAUCUCUGGUGUCACUGCUGAAGGAAGCGGUGUCGUUGUUGAGGGAUCAGCCCCAGUCGCUGAAGAGGCUGUUGCUACUCCACCAGCAGCUGAUUCUAAGGAUGCUGCUGAUGAGGAAGACGAUGAUGAUGUUGACCUUUUCGGAGAGGAGACCGAAGAGGAGAAGAAAGCUGCUGAAGAGAGAGCUGCUUCCGUGAAGGCAUCUACUAAGAAGAAGGAAUCUGGAAAGUCAUCAGUUUUGAUUGAUAUCAAGCCAUGGGAUGAUGAGACCGACAUGAAGAAGCUAGAGGAAGCUGUGAGAUCCAUCCAGAUGGAAGGAUUAUUCUGGGGAGCGUCAAAGCUCGUCCCAGUUGGUUACGGUAUCAAGAAGUUGCAGAUUAUGUGCACAAUUGUUGAUGACCUUGUGUCUGUUGACACUAUGAUUGAAGAGCAGCUCACCGUCGAACCCAUCAAUGAGUUUGUCCAGAGCUGUGAUAUUGUUGCCUUCAACAAAAUCUGAGGAUGGAGUAAAGAGCUCAAGGAUGGCCUUUUUGUGUUUCUCUCUAUUUUGAUUAUUUGAGUUUCCUAUGUUUUGGAUUUGUGAUAUCUGAAUAAUUCUGAUGCUUAUGCCAUACAGUGUUCUCUUUAUAUCUCAUGUAUGAGUCAAAUUUACCAAAUGUCUCAUUAAAUUAUCUUUGAGUGGUUUGAACA